This is a messenger RNA of Acanthosepion pharaonis, 1005 nucleotides long. NCBI's taxonomy places the organism in Eukaryota, Metazoa, Mollusca, Cephalopoda, Sepiida, Sepiidae. The record is from the annotation of a GenBank genome assembly.
AUGGAAUUGCUGCUGAAAUUAUCCCCGGGAAAACUAAGUAUCGACGAGAUCCUCACCAAAGGAUUUUUGUCAAUCGUGGACUUCGUUUGGAUAAAUCUCACACACACACACACACACACACUUUCUCUUUUACUCAUACUCACACUCUCUCUUUCUUUCGCUCUCUUGACUCUCAUAUCUAUCUCUCUCUCCCUCUCAACUCUAUCACUUUCUAUCACUCUCUCGACUAUCGCUCUCUCACUUGACUCUAUCGCUCUCUCACUUGACUCUAUCUCUCUCUCGACUCUCUCUCUCGACUCUCUAUCUCACUCUCUAUCUCUCUCUCGACUCUCUAUCUCACUCUCUAUCUCUCUCUCGACUCUCUAUCUCACUCUCUAUCUCUCUCUCGACACUCUAUCUCACUCUCUAUCUCUCUCUCUCGACUAUCUCACUCUCUAUCUCUCUCUCUCGACUAUCUCACUCUCUAUCUCUCUCUCUCGACUAUCUCACUCUCUAUCUCUCUCUCUCGACUAUCUCACUCUCUAUCUCUCUCUCUCGACUAUCUCACUCUCUCUCUAUCUCUCUCUCGACUCUCUAUCUCUCUCUCUCUCUCUCUCUCUCUCUAUCUCGACUCUCUCUAUCUCUCUCUCUCUCUAUCUCUCGACUCUCUCUCUAUCUCUCUCUAUCUCUCUCUCUCUCUAUCUCUCGACUCUCUCUCUAUCUCUCUCUCUCUCUAUCUCUCGACUCUCUAUCUCUCGCUCUCAACUAUCACUCGCUCUCCCUCUCUCUCUCUUGACUAAUCGCUCUAUCUCUCUCUCCCUCUGUCUUUCUCAUCUCGCUCUCGCAUUCUCUCAACUAUCUCUCUUGCUCUCUCUCUCCUCUCAUUCUCUUUCUCUCUAUCUCUCUCACACUCUUUCCAAACAUCUUUUGGAUCAUAUCGACAAAAAAGUUGCAGCAAAACGUUUGUCACCCAUUCGUUGGCAGAACCGUGAUCUGUUGACGUUGAUUCGCCGUGAAAUUUUUUAA